CAGGCACUGUCACUGGACUUCCCCAACUGAUGUCAAACGGCGCUGUGAGCACCACGAGAAUCAUGCCCGUGCCCAAGAAAGCAGGGAGAAAAAACAGCAGCGCUACAGAAGUAACACCGCCGCCUUAUGAGCCAAAUAUCCCCGAACCAACCACCAGGGCUGACUUCAUGAAAUACUGGAUCCCCCUCUCUAUGGAUGACAAAACUGCACAGAAACUGUUGUGGAUUUCAGAGGGCGGCUCUAAGGUGGCUCGCACAUCAGAUGCAGUGUGCCCUUAUCCCCACAGACCCGAGAGAUAUGACCACUCACCACAGGUGCUGUGUAAGGAAGGGCUGCUGGGCUAUCGAGGAUACUGGGAGGUGGACUAUGACGGCUGGGUGGUGAUCGGGGUGGUCGGCGAGAGCUCACCCCGGAAGGUGCAGGAUGGGCCCUGUGGCCUCGGCGAGAACAAAAGCUCCUGGGGUACCGGCUGGUCCGGCUCCUGCUAUCAAGUCUGGCACAACGGGGAGAACGUGGACAUGGAGCUGCCUCCGUCCACCACCAUGGGGGUCUAUGUUGACCAGCCUGCCGGCAUCAUAAAGUUCCUCCUUGUGGAGGGAGAGGGUGAGAAGGAGGUGCGGCUGAUUCACAAAUUCAAAGAAAACCUCCAGGAGAAGAUCUUCCCCGGGUUCUGGAUUGGCACAAAUUCAUUCUGCCUUCUUCGGAAAAAGGAUCAGUGACACAGCAGGAGCGUG
Archocentrus centrarchus (flier cichlid) is the source of this 734-nucleotide messenger RNA. Its product is annotated as tripartite motif-containing protein 16. The transcript has 5 exons. The coding region runs from base 30 to 719 and encodes 229 amino acids. The record is from RefSeq and is a predicted model, not a curated record. Gene Ontology annotation, molecular function: protein binding. Lineage: Eukaryota; Metazoa; Chordata; Actinopteri; Cichliformes; Cichlidae.